Messenger RNA from Rotaria sp. Silwood2, 2601 nucleotides. NCBI's taxonomy places the organism in Eukaryota, Metazoa, Rotifera, Eurotatoria, Philodinida, Philodinidae. The record is from the annotation of a GenBank genome assembly.
AUGACUUCCCAAAAGUUAACAUAUGAUGAUUGUUGUUUAUUACCUAAUAUAUGUUUAAAUUCAGAACGAAUUUCUUAUCUUCUUGAAUGUCGUUUUAAAAGUAAUUCGAUUGGAGCAAGUUUUGAUUUUAAAUCAAUUCUUCCUGAAAAGCCAUCAAAUAAUGCAAAAAUUUCUCGAUCAUUUUUAAAAGUUUGCCCAAAAAAAGUAAAUCCAAUAAAUAAUAAUGAUGAAUGUAUCUCAUCUGAAUCAUCGGAAGAUGAAAUUGACCAAAUAUCUUUACCAAAAACACCAAUCAAUGCUGCUAAUGAUGAUUAUCUUAAUAGUCUUGCAGAGUGGGAACCUAAUAACUUUCAACCAAUAAUUGAAAGUGAUGAUGAAGAAGAAGAAGAAAUAGAAAUGAGAAUUGAUAUACAAACCGUUGAUAAUGAUAAUACUCACGUUGAAUACAUGGAUUUAUCAACAAUGUCUACAAGUCAAGCCGAAGAUGUUCUUAUUACAUUUAUUGAUCGUUCAAUAAAAAGUGAACCAAUGAUAUAUGAUAAUAAUAAUGAUUUUAGUUGUUCACAAUUAGAUGGACAAACAGAUUUUCUAUCCGAUAAUAAUCAUCAAGUAGAAAAACAAAAGAAUGAAAAAAAAAAUCUAGAUCAAAUUAUUGCUAAAAUAAAAUCAAAUAUUUCAAAAUCAACUCAAACUAUUGAAUUAAAUAAUGCAUCACAAAAAUUUGAUACAUAUCAAACAAAUCAUAAUAAGAAAAAGAAAACUUCUAAUCAAUCACAUCAACAAAAUAAUAAAUCAUCAACAAACAAAUUUACAUCACAAUUAUCAUUGUCUUUACUUGAAUCAAAUGAAAAAGUUAUUUAUCCAUUUGCUAAACGAAAUCGUAUCUUAUCAAAUAAUCAAAUAAUUGAUGAAAAUGUUUAUUCUCAAUACAAACAUAAUCAAAAAGUUUCUUCAUCUAUAAAACAAAAAUCAAUCGAGAAAAAUAUGAAACUAGUUCAAGCAAUAUUAAAUAAUUAUCAAAAACCAAAAUCAAUUGAUUCAAAUCCAGAUUUUAUUCAACAGAAAAAACUUCCAAUAAAUAUUACAAAAGUUUCUAAAUCAAGAAAUUUAUCCGUUGUGAAAAAUACAACGAAAACAAAACGAUUGAAUGUUAAAUUAAACCAUAAAUCACAAACUGAAACACGUUCAGCAUCAAAAAGUAAAGACAAAUUGUUAAAGGAACAUACUGGUAAAACUCUUCUAGACUAUUAUAAAGUUAUUGAACAUUCAUCUGAAAAUAAUAAUAUUCAAUGUUUUCCAGUCGUCAAACAACAAAUUAAUCGAAUGAAAUCAUCGAUUAAUAAGACAAAAGAAAGACCAACAAAUUAUUUCGAUGGAUGUAUUGUAAUUGACGAUGAUGAUGAUGAGAAGAAGAAGACAAAGAAAAAGAAGGAGAAGAAGAAGAAGAAGAAUGAUGUCAAAGAUGAUGAUAUACAAUUAAUUGAAGAACAACGUUAUUCAAUUCAUAAUAAUAUUCAUACUCGUGAAAAACUUCUUGAUCAUACUGUUGAUUCAUCAGAAAUGCGUAUUAAAUGGUUAGUUAAUCUAGAAUUAGUUUUACUCGAACAUAUUUGGGUAUGUCAUCAAGAAAAUAUUCAACCAAAAAAUGAAUUUUAUUUAAAUAAUUGUAUUAAAUAUGAAUGUGUCAAUAAUGUAUUAUCAUAUGAUAUUGAUGCAUCAUUUAUUUCAAUAAUAAUUUUAAAUUUCUUAAAAAUGUUUAUUAUUAGAAAUUUAAAUUAUGAUCAAGAUGAACUUUCAUUUUUUCAAUAUGGUUUAACAUCUCAUUUACGUUAUUUAUUAAUUGAAUUACCAACAUAUAAUCAUAAAAAUAAUAAUCAUAAGAAAUGUUUACAAUGUUAUCAAUAUUCUUCUAUAAUAAAUAUUUUAUUUGAUGUAUUAUUUGAUUUAAUUGAAUAUGAUUUAUGUGAAAUAUAUAAUAAAAAAAUAUAUCGUUCAACAUUAAUUCAAGAUGAUUAUUUUAAUCAAUUUCUUCAACAAAAAAAAAUAAUAAAAAAAAAUAAAUUUUAUCAUAUUAAAUUAGUUAUUUAUUUUAUUGAAUUAAUUGAAAUACAUAGAAAUAAAUGUCAAAAUAAAAAGGAAUUUUUUCAUAUCAAUGAAAAUGAAAUAUUUCAAUCGAUUGAAAAUUUUCUUCAACAUAUUAUUUUGAAAAUAAAUAAUUCAAAUAAUGAACGAAUUUCCAUAUGUUUUAAUAUAAUGGAAUUAUGUCUUUUAUUUGUAAAUAAAAAAGAAAAACGUAUAAAACAAAUGGCCUUAUUCUUAGCAAAAUUAUGUCAAGAACAUCCAACAUAUUUACAUCGGUUUUUGUUUGAUGAAAAUUUAUUAUCAGAUAUUCGUUUAUUAUUAAUUAAUGAAUUAAUAUGGAAGAAAUUUAAUAUUAAAUUCAUUUCAAUUGAUUCUAUAGAAGAAGUUUUUGAUCAUAUUGAAGUAAGAAGACUUUCAUUUGUUUUUGUAAAAAUUAAAAUGUUUCCUUUUUUAUUUGCAGACUGCAUUGAGAUUACGAAAUGUAAGUGUGAAAAUACAAUUCAAGAAAAGAGAAAAUAA